AUGGCUGCUCCACAGACUGCCGUCGCUCACGAAGCUGGACUAAAAGUCGCUGCUGUCGAAGUGCCGAGCACGGAUCAGAAUGAGAGAAGAACUAGAGAUGGAAAAUGGACACUUCGUCAACUGAGACAAACCGAUGCUAUUGUACCACUUCAGAGCGGUACCAAUCAAUUCGAUUCGCAGAGGGGUAAAACUGGCUUUGGAAUGCCGAGAAACACUCAAACCGCGGUCGAAUUCGCUGAUGACGGCAAGCGUUGGACCAUCGAGCAGAUGCGAUCUAGUGAUGUUACUGUUCGCCUUCAAUCCGGCACCAAUCAGUUCGAAAGUCAAAAGGGCAUGACUGGUUUUGGAACGCCACGUGACUCUUCGAUUGAAUCAACAGUUUCACGUUCUGCUCAAAAGAAAAAAAAACAGUCACAAAUCUGGCGCUAUGCCCUGCCAAGCCAUUUCCUGAUCAUUAUUUACGUAUUAUUCACAUCUAUUUGCUAG
Molecule: messenger RNA, 486 nt
Organism: Necator americanus (New World hookworm)
Lineage: Eukaryota; Metazoa; Nematoda; Chromadorea; Rhabditida; Ancylostomatidae
Exons: 7
Coding region: 1-486 (161 amino acids)
Biological process (GO): actin filament organization
Cellular component (GO): actin cytoskeleton
Molecular function (GO): actin filament binding
Source: RefSeq, a predicted model, not a curated record